This is a messenger RNA of Synchiropus splendidus (mandarinfish), 2526 nucleotides long. RefSeq names its product C1GALT1-specific chaperone 1 (gene c1galt1c1). Lineage: Eukaryota; Metazoa; Chordata; Actinopteri; Syngnathiformes; Callionymidae. The record is from RefSeq and is a predicted model, not a curated record. Bases 285 to 1238 code for a protein of 317 amino acids. The transcript has 2 exons. Gene Ontology annotation, molecular function: N-acetylgalactosaminide beta-1,3-galactosyltransferase activity.
UUAUGUAUUUGUCUUAUUUGGAAAAGUUUGAACUGUAGUGGCAACGCAACUUCCCCAAUGAAUUAAAGAAAUUCUGAUUUUCUCACUUCAUGCAGCGUUGCGAUUACGUCAAUCCCACGUGACUCAAAAGGCGGAAGUCCUCGUGGCGAGUUGUCUGAACCGUAAGAAGUGUUGACGCUCGUUGGUCUCGCCAAACAGGAAAAGUGAGCGUCAAAAGACAGAAACGGCAGCCGUAGUGGUGGCAGCAGCUUUCCCUGUAGCUCCCUCCACUUCAGGCUUCCAGGAUGUUGUCUGAAGGGAGCUCGUUCAUGAAGGGGAUGGUCAUGGGUGGAAUCUUCUGCUUGGUUCUGUCCUUGCUGAGUAGUUUCACCCCCAGUGAAUCUGGGACUGAGGACCAUCAUCAACAUCACCAUGUAAAGGCUCCCAGCAGGGAAGAGCUCAAACGCUACUCCAGCUCCAAAGUGCAUGAGCUGACAAAUCAGGUCCGGGUCUACUGUGUCAUCAUGGUCCAACCUAAAGUCCUGGUUUACUGGGCGGCAGCCAAAGACACAUGGAGUAAACACUGCGACAACCCUGUGUUUUAUAGUUCUGAGUCAUCCAAAGCUCUGGAGGCUGUAGACCUGGACGAAAAGGACGACUGGGCCCGGCUCCGUAAGGCUCUGACUCAUGCUUUUGAAAAUGCAGGUGAUCUGCGCUGGUUCUUUAUCGCUCAACCGACGACAUUUGCCAUCAUUGAGAACCUCAAGUACCUGGUGCUAGCGAAGGAUCCGAGGGAGCCGUUCUACUUGGGCCACGCCAUGAAAUCGGGAGAGCUGGAGUACGUGGCGUAUGACAGCGGCAUUGUUUUAAGCUACGAGGCUCUGAGGCGUUUAGUCAAAGUGUUUAAUGAUGAGCACAAGUGUCCAGAAAAGGGCAGAGCUCUAUGGAAGCUGAGUGAGGACAAGCAGCUCGCCGUGUGUCUGAAAUACACGGGCGUGUUUGCAGAAAACGGAGAAGACUCUCAGGGGAAGGGCGUUUUUAACACCCGAACUGUGGACAGUCUGAUCACAGACAGCAUGAAGGAGAACCCCAACAACGUGGUGGACGGCUGCUGCUCCGACCUGGCCGUCACCUUCAAUGGGAUGUCACCCAACCAGAUGCAGGUGAUGAUGUUUGGUGUCUACAGACUUCGUCCGUACGGACACGACUUUCAGGACUCAUUACUGUUUAACCCCCCUACAGGGUCGAUAAAUGACUAGACUGUUUUCUUCUCAAGGAAAAUUUUUAUUUAAAUCUGCUUCUGUGAUGGCAAGUGUGACUCUGGGGAAGUGGUUCUUCUGUAUUGUUCUCUCACUGGAUCUGCCAUGUUUUACCUCUGGACAGUGCGCAGGUCGACAGGUGGACCCAGGUUGGGAAUCAGCAGUUGGCGGGGAAACUAGUGUCAAUGAAAUACUCGGCUCAUAUGAUGAUGUUGUUACAGAGUUGGAUGGUUGUGUUAUUAGACGUUAAUGCAGACAUAAAUGUGAGUUAAUGUACUGAUUUAUAGUCUGAUUUAUAAAUCGACCGUCACAUUUAUUAUUUCUUUUACAUUUUCUUUUAUUGUUUUGUGUAACCAGAAGUUCCGAUUUUGUUAAACAUGAGUAAUAUGUAAUUACAUAAAGGCAGUUAUGGUAAUAAGCAUAAUUAAAUAAUAAAACAACAGGUUAAAUUGAAUCAGUAAGAAAAAAAUAGCAGAAGAAAAAAAAUAUGGCAGCUUGAUAUUUUCAUUCCAUGUUUUUAAGAAUACAUUUCUAAACGGACAUGUUUUCCUUUUAGUAACUCACUAAAGGAGUGUGUUUGUAAGUAAUAGGAAAUACUUGGACAUAUUUACUAUCUUAUUUCAGGAAGGCUUUGUCUCGAAUGAAAUCUGUUGCUCUUUUAUCAGAAGCAUUAUUUAGGUCCACAUCUUUAUGCUGAGAACACAUGCAGAUUUAGUUUCUGUCUUGGCUUGAUUGUGCACCUUAUUUAAAGAAAUUCAUUAUCGUUUUCUUAAUUGACUCAUUUUAUCUUUCGUGGUUCAUGAUCUGAGAAAGGAAAAUGCUGAGUUUUACUUAAGUGGUUAAUGUGUUUUCCUUGUCACAUCUGGGUCUUCUGGUAUAAAAAGAGACAUCAUUUUUGAAAUAUAAAAUUUCUCUGGUUUUUAAUGAAAUGACUUGUCUGUGGUUUUUCUUGCAUAUUUUCUUUUAAACUGGAAGGUUUUAUUUUUUAAAACUUGAAUAUGGCAUGGCAACACAGUGCUGGUUUGUAGUGUCCAUCUAUCCAUGCUAUUUUCGUUCUCCAACGUAAUCCAGAUACAUAUAUUAAGGUUAAUCGACGACUUUUAAACGUGUUUACGUGUGACUGCGUUCUGUCUAUGAGCCUUGUAAUGACCUGACAUCCUGGUGAACGUGUAAAAUAUUGUUUUUCAUUUGGGAGGCUGGUUCUGGGGCUUGCGUGGGGCACGAAGACUAUCAGCUUGUGCUGGUACUGCUUUGCGAGGGACGUUGCUUGAAUAAAGAUUUGUACAUU